AUGGAGACCGCUCUGCUUUUCACGCUCUUAGCUCUUCAUCAGGUUGCCGGGGACUGCAAAAAUUGUGUUAAGCUAGAUAAAGAGCAAGAAGCAAUGUUUCGCGCACAUUCUGAUGCUUGUUUAGCGGAAGUUGGUGAAGGGAGGGCGGAUCUAAUAGUCGAUCUGAAAGGCAUGAAGGGUGGGCCCGCUGCUCGUAGUUAUAUUUACUGCGUACUCCAACGUUGCAAGAUGGUCGGCAAAGAUGGGAAGAUGUUGAAGGCUGCUGUAAUAAGCAAACUUAUGCUGGGACGGAACUCAGCUAAGAAAGUCACCAAGGAGUUGGAGAGCUGUGUGGAGAAGACUGACGGGGAUAGACCAGAAGAUCACGCGUGGACUUUGUUCCGUUGUAGCUGGAACCAAAAAGGGAUACCUGGCGACUUCAUGCCGCAUCUGAUACCAGCUGAUGUCUAG
Molecule: messenger RNA, 450 nt
Organism: Pieris macdunnoughi
Lineage: Eukaryota; Metazoa; Arthropoda; Insecta; Lepidoptera; Pieridae
Source: the annotation of a GenBank genome assembly